AUGUUCUGCCUUGUUACGGUUAGUUGUAACAAGAUCCAGAUACCAUGGCCACCCAAAGUGGACUAUUCCAUCCAAAAAAUUGAUCAUUUUUCAUUCGACACAAAAAGUGAAACAUUCCGCCUACGUUUUCUGUAUAAAGAUUAUCGCUACAAGGGAUAUGGGCCUAUUUUUUUCUAUUGUGGCAAUGAGGGUUCUAUUGAGAAUUUCUGGAAUAAUACCGGAUUUAUGUUCGAACUGGCCGAAACAAUGCAUGCCCUAGUCAUAUUCGCCGAGCAUCGCUACUACGGCCAAAGUUUACCGUUCUCUGACUCAUUCACGCAACCAAAUAUCAAAUAUUUGUCUGUAGAACAGGCGCUAGCUGACUUCGCUUAUCUGAUCACAGAGGUGAAACAACGCUUCAAUGCGGUUCAAGCUCCGGUGAUUGCUUUUGGUGGCAGUUACGGUGGAAUGCUGGCUGCCUAUAUGCGCCUACGAUAUCCCCAUUUGGUCACGGGCGCACUGGCCGCAAGCGCACCCAUGUACUGGGUGUCCGGACUCAGAAGAUUUCACGGCUUUUUUGAAGCAGUCACGAGGGAUUACUAUUGGACAAAUCCAAAGUGUGUGGCCUUAUUUAAGGAAUCUUAUCGUAAAAUGGAAGAGCUGGCCGCAGAAGAGAAUGGUCUAAAGAAACUCUCGGAAGAACUCCGUUUGUGCGAAUCGAUGAAAACUAAGGAAGACUAUGAGUGGAUGCUCAAGUGGUCCCGUAAUGCGUUUGUCAUGAUGACUAUGAUGGAUUAUCCGACCGAAGCAUCGUUCAUGGGUGAUUUGCCAGCCUAUCCGGUGAAUGUCUCUUGUCAGGCAGCUCUCGCGGCGAAAGAUCCCAUUUCCGGCAUCCGAGAUGCUGUCGGUGUUUUCUACAACAGUUCCCAACAGAUGAAUUUGCAUGAUGAUUCACCACCGACAAAAUUUGACAUGUUUCCCGCGUUACCAUUGACGAAAGAACAAGUAACUGAUUAUUGUCAACGGCGCUGGAAGGUGAUGCCGGCGUUUCAACAAUUGGCUACGUAUUUCGGUCCAGACGUUUGGAAAUACACGAGCAACAUUAUCUUCUCCAAUGGAAACUUGGACCCAUGGGCUGACGGAGGAAUUGGGAUGGACAGAUCUGAUUCGGUUGUUGCUCUCAGAAUUCACGGUGGGGCACACCAUUUGGAUUUACGACUCUCUGACCCAAAUGAUCCCCCGUCGGUGCGUGAAAUUCGCGAAGCCGAACGCCGUCUGAUAAAACGUUGGAUAAAAGAAGUUUGA
Echinostoma caproni is the source of this 1284-nucleotide messenger RNA. NCBI's taxonomy places the organism in Eukaryota, Metazoa, Platyhelminthes, Trematoda, Plagiorchiida, Echinostomatidae. The record is from the annotation of a GenBank genome assembly.